CUCCGGUAAGAGUGGGUAAUUCCAGUCCGCUAGGCGGCCGCAUCGUCCGCGUCGUCGAGGAUGAUGAUGCUCCGUGCCGUGAAUAAAGGUCGGACACGCUGCUGGCAGUAAUACCAACUGCCUCUCUCUCUCUCUCUCUCUCUCUCUCUCUCUCUCUCUAUCUCUCUCUCUCUCUCUCUCUCUCUCUCUCUCAGUCUCUUUUGCCUUCGAAAUCCAUCCAUCCAUCCAUCCAUCCAUCCAUCCAUCCAUCCAUCCAUCCAUCCAUCCAUCCAUCCAUCCAUCCAUCACGCAUCUCAUAACCGUGCUCUGCCAGACAGACAAGACUUUCCCAGUCCAGUCUCCCACAUCAUGCAUCUCAUCCUCACCGGCGCAACCGGCCUCGUCGGCUCGGGCGUCCUCGACGCCAUGAUCAAGAUGAAGGACGUCACAAAAAUCUCCAUCCUCAGCAGGAGACCAAUCCCCAUGGCCGACGACGCCAAAGACCCUCGCAUCAACGUCAUCAUCCACAAGGACUUUGAAAGGUACGACCCGGAGCUGCUCGACAAGCUCAGGGGCGCCAACGGCGCCGUGUGGGCGCUGGGCAUCAGCCAGAACAAAGUCAGCAAAGAGGACUACGUCAAAAUCACAAAGGACUACGCCCUCGAAGCAGCAAAAGCCUUCGCCGACCUGCCACCAAAGGACGAGCCCUUCCGCUUCGUCUACGUCUCGGGCGAGGGCGCGACCCAGCAGCCGGGCCGCUUCAGCGCCAUCUUCGCCCGCGUCAAGGGCGAGACGGAGACGCUCCUCUCCGAGAUGCGCGCCGCGAACCCGCGCCUGCGCGCCGAGUCCGUCCGCCCGGCCUUUGUCGACCGCGCCCACCACGACGCCAUCAAGCCCUACGUGCCGAACCCGGGCGUGCUGUACAACCUGAUGAACGCCUACCUGGGCCCGCUGACGAGGACGCUCGUCCCUUCAUUUGUCAGCCCAACCGAGGUGCUGGGGAGGUUCAUGACGGAAAUGGCCAUGGGUAAGGUCGACGACGGGCUGGCGGCCGGUGGGAAAGGGAUCAUUACGCUGAACGGCGGGCUGAGGAUCGUGGAGAACGUUGGAUUCAGGAGGUUGGCCGGUUUGCCAUAGUGUGUGUGUUGCAUACCCGUAAGGGAUCAUGGCGGUCGGUUUUGUGUAAGAUCUAGCUGUAU
Colletotrichum destructivum is the source of this 1178-nucleotide messenger RNA. RefSeq names its product Putative NAD(P)-binding domain superfamily. The transcript is spliced from 2 exons. The record is from RefSeq and is a predicted model, not a curated record. The coding region runs from base 349 to 1116 and encodes 255 amino acids. Lineage: Eukaryota; Fungi; Ascomycota; Sordariomycetes; Glomerellales; Glomerellaceae.